GACGACACCGAGGCGCAGAAGCAAAUCCAGCAAAUGGUAAAUUUCAUCCUUAACGAAGCCAAGGACAAGGCACACGAAAUCGAGGCGAAGGCAUUGGAAGACUUCAACAUAGAAAAAUUACGCAUUGUUCAAAAAAUGAAAGAAAAAAUUCGUUUGGAAUUCCAAAAAAAGUCAAAACAGAUGGAGAUUAAAAGGUCGAUCAGUCGAUCCUCUGCUAUCAAUAAAGCUCGUUUAAAAAAAAUGUGUGCAAAGGAUCAAGUAUUUAAGGAAAUAUAUAAAAUAAGUAGCGAACGACUUGGAGAGUUAUACAAGGAUAGAGACAAAUACAGAAACUUGAUCAUAGAUCUGAUUGUCCAAUCCCUGUUUUACAUGCAGGAACCUCAUGUCAUUGUCCGAUGUAGGGAUGUGGAUAAGUCCAUCGUGGAGAACUGCCUCAAUGAUGCCAUACAAAAAUAUAACGACAAAUUGAAGAAGCAGUUUAAUGUUACCAAAAGUGUUAAAAUUGAAAUCGACAAAAGUGGCAACUACUUGCCUCCCCCUCCGUCUAGUGAUAAUGAGGGGAACUCCUGUCUUGGAGGAAUAAUCCUUACCACUCCUAACAGGAAAAUAAAUUGCGAUAACACUUUGGAUGUUCGCCUGAAGCUAGCCAUUGAGUACUGCACGCCGGAAAUUAAACGCAUGUUUUUUGAGACUCUUUGA
This is a messenger RNA of Plasmodium cynomolgi strain B, 699 nucleotides long. Its product is annotated as vacuolar ATP synthase subunit E. Bases 34 to 699 code for a protein of 221 amino acids. Gene Ontology annotation, molecular function: proton-transporting ATPase activity, rotational mechanism. The record is from RefSeq and is a predicted model, not a curated record. The transcript has a single exon. Gene Ontology annotation, cellular component: proton-transporting two-sector ATPase complex, catalytic domain. NCBI's taxonomy places the organism in Eukaryota, Apicomplexa, Aconoidasida, Haemosporida, Plasmodiidae. Gene Ontology annotation, biological process: proton transmembrane transport.